Messenger RNA from Suillus discolor, 921 nucleotides. RefSeq lists its product as uncharacterized. The record is from RefSeq and is a predicted model, not a curated record. Bases 1 to 921 code for a protein of 306 amino acids. The transcript is spliced from 3 exons. Lineage: Eukaryota; Fungi; Basidiomycota; Agaricomycetes; Boletales; Suillaceae.
AUGCAUGCGACUCUAGACGAUCUGCCGCAUGAGAUCUUACUCCUCAUAAUUUCAUACGCACUCUCCUUUGGAUCCGUCCCAAGCAACAUCCUGUGCGUCAACCACCAGUUCCACAACGCCGGCGUGGAAUGGCUUUAUAGGAACUUGUACUUUCGCUCUCCAGAGCAACUAAGGCUUUUUGCACAGAUGGGGGAGAAUGCGGGGGUGGUGCUGCGCUCAGUGACGGUCGAUCUAACAGGCAAGUUUACGAGAUCAGACGUCUGGCAGCAUCUUCGCGAGGCGUUGUGCAGGUGUCGCGAUCGUACUGAGAAACUGGGGCAAAGGCAGAAGCAGAUCCCAUUGGAGGUUCUUUGUCUGAGACUCCAUUCAUACUCACGGGAUACAAGCCACCAUGUGUUCGAAGAGGCACUCUCCGUUGCCAAUCCCCGCGUAUUUCGGUGGACCGGACCCGACCCUGAUCACCACUUUUCCACCGCAAUCGUCGCGCCCAUAGCAAGCCGCCUGUGUAGAGUAUUCGGCACCUGGUCAAACAUUCAGGAUAUCACAGUCACUAACAUAACUUUCUCCGUUGAUUCGGACAAUUCAGUGGUGCCAUUACUCCCAGAGAUUCCCGGUCUUCGCACUCUGUACGUAGGUCAGGCAACGUUCCUGAGUGCAGGGUCUGUGGCGGCGGUCUUUUAUGUCAAUAGAAUGGCGAGCCUGGAGAGGGUGAGGCUUGUGGACGCCUACUGUGAGAGUAUUUGGGGCUCUAGAAUUCGAAGGUCGGAUAUCGAGAAAGCAGUUCAAAUCAUGAUGUUUCCCCAGGAUGUGGCACAGUACGAAGGUGUACUUUCACGCAUUCGGAAGAUACUUACAUGCGAGAGGAAGACGGAGCGUAUCACUGGAGGGGACCGGGUAGAGGGUAGUGUCUUUCUGGUUUGA